UAUCAACCUCUCUCUCUCUCUCUCUCUCUCAAAAUCUCUCAGUUGUAGAGCCUUUGCUCUUUCUCUCUGAUUCUUUGUUUUAUCGUUUGAGCUAUAUAUAUAUAUAUCAAUCAACAUGAGUGCAGUCGUGGUCGAGAUUGAGGGUCAACAGCUUACCAACGACCUGGACAAUCUGUCGGUCCAAGAGCAGAGGGUAAUGCAGAGUACAGGGGGGGAGGGUCAACAAGUGAGUUGUGAGAAUCAUCAUGGAAUUUGUGCCAUCUGUUUGAAUAAGAUAGUGCUUCAAGAAACUGCUCUUUUGAAAGGUUGCGAGCACGCCUACUGUGUGACAUGCAUCCUACGAUGGGCCACAUACAGAGAGAAACCGACAUGCCCUCAGUGUAAACUUCCAUUUGAGUUCCUCAAUGUCCACCGCUCACUUGAUGGAAGCAUCCAUGAUUAUAUGUACGAGGAGAGCGUGUGCUUGCUCCUUAGAGCCUCAUGGUUUAAGCCCUUAAUUGUUGAAGAACGGGAAGAACUAGAAGAUGAAGGAGAAGCUUAUUAUCCAUAUGAGGAUGACGAUGAGGAGGAUUUGGAUGAAGCUUAUUUCAACCGUUCAUCAAGUCUUCGGAUUGGUAACCGGAGAUGGGGAGAUAAUGGAUAUGUUAGGGGAGGAAGACAAGAAGCAAGGCCAGUUCAUCGACCGAACCCACAUAACUCAAGUGCUGGUCCAUCCCGUGAGCCUAAGAAGAAAGAAGUUGCUGUGAAAGAUGCAUUGGUGGGACGAAGGGCCAAGAGGGCACUGAAGCGUGAAGCUGCUGAUAAGGCGGCUGCUGCAAAACACGAGCAGCAUUUGGUGAGGUUGGGUCGGAAGUAGUUGAGUAUAUUUCCUUGGAUUCAAUCCAUUGUACAGUAUUUCCUUGCUUUUAAGUUCGAGCAAUGAAGACAUGGUUCGGUAGUAGGAAUCUUGGAAUGAUGGGCUGAAUCACUGCCCAGUUGUUGUGUUCCUCGAGAUUUACGUAUCUGAUUAUGAAUUGUAUUCACAAAAUCACAGUUCUUUUUUAAUUUAGCAUAGUGAUGUAUAUUAUUCCAUUUAUUGUAUCUAUGCAAAUGGGUCGGUCUGCGAAUCCAGAUUUAUCAUGAACACCAUAAUCUUGUAGGAGGCGAAUUCUGUUGCAACUAGUUUGGCAGUUAUUUUUGUAUCAGUUGAUUUCCUUUUCCUUCU
Molecule: messenger RNA, 1204 nt
Organism: Camellia sinensis
Lineage: Eukaryota; Viridiplantae; Streptophyta; Magnoliopsida; Ericales; Theaceae
Source: RefSeq, a predicted model, not a curated record